AUUUAUCCACCACCGAUGCAUCCACUCCCUUGCGUUUCAGCAAAUCGAAGUAGGAAGACGGCUUCGAUUCAACGCAACGACCAGCAAACCGCUGCCACAAAAGCACCACUAAUCAGUGAGCAAUCAUGUAAAAGUCCAAACGAUCUCAAAUGUCUUCUUGCUUUUUAUAUGGACGACUUGCACCAACAGUGCAUGAGACUUUCCAAGGGCAAUUUGGGACGCGAGAUUGGUGACGAAGUUGUCGAAGACAUGGGAACAGAGACGGCUAGCGAAGGAGUCUUCGAUGCGCAGAGCGGGCGCGUGCUCUCCUUCCAAGCAUCCGUCCCCCAGAGACCUUGCGAUCAGUUCCGCCAUCGAGAAGCCGGCUCGGAAGAGCUAGGCCGGCAAGAACGAAACCCUAAACCCUUCACCGCUCGCCGGAAGCAAGUCGAGUGUUUGGGACCAUAGACCGCUCGACGUCCGAUGGGUUGGGUCGAGCCCGUAUCGGAAGGCCGCGUGGGAUCGAAACCGAAUCCGACCCGCUCGAGUCCUCAAUGGUGCGAACGCAAGAGUUGCCGGCGCAAUCCUAAAACUUGAAAUUUCAGCCACAAAGAAAGAUCAACGACGCCGAGCACGUCGAUUUCGCCGUAGGUGGCUCUGCUUCUCGGUUCUGGGUUUGGAGCUCCUCGACCCUCAUUUCUUAUCGUCUCGCACCGUCUCCUCUCCCCUCUCGCUGGCUUUGGGGUUUAUGUGCUGACUUAGGCCAGCGAAACGGGCGGUCGGAUCACCGCAGUGUGUCACCUCCCUUCAAGAAGAGAAGCUUCUAUCAACAGCCCUACCUUCCCUCGACGCCAGAUGGGUGGCCGGAUCUUGUGCUUUCCUUGGAUUAAAGGAGUUUGAAAACCAAGGGAACGCUUACCAUUGAGAUUGAAGAUAGAGAGAAGAGCUGAUGAUUUCUUGGGCGAAGACGAUAGAAAGAUUGCCUCUUUCCCCCUUCUCGGCCUUCGAACGCCUUCCGAACAGGUGUGUUCAGGUUAGAAGCUUUCCUUUACUGUCUCAUGAGAGGAGUUUCACAAAGCCUGGACGAUUGUGAGAUCCUUCCUCACAUUGCAGGAUCUGAGGCCCUAAGACUGUGGUCCUUGCAACAAUAGAUGAUCACAUGGAAGAAGCAAUCGAGACAACCAAAGCUGAGCAAGUUAUAGCAGUGCCAACCACUACUCUAUGGAUUUGCAUGUGAUGCUUGGUAAGCAGCGCAAGGCUAGAAACAACAGCAAUCCUCGAGAAAUUUGACCUACAAGAAGUUCCUUGAGAUUAUGGAGUCAAUGUAACUGUCCCUUCAAAAGGCUUUAUUCUUUUCCUUAUGCAAUUUGUGGGUUCGAGAAGUAUUAGUUACAGAGGUAAGCAGAUGGUGUUUUUCCUGAAUCAUCACAGCAUAUCAGGCGGCGGCAAUUUAUGUCGACGAUCAUUUUUGCUCUACAACUGCUGUUCGCAAGAGAUAAAGUUGGAACAUGCAUAGAGCCCUUUUGAUUGAUGCGUUUACACCAUUUUUGUCUGAUGUUGCUGCUGCAAUUCUGUCAAAAGAGUUUUAGAUAAACUAUAGUCAUCAAUCUUGGAGCUGCAAAAGCAUCUCAAGUCUACUCUCGAUGCUCUUAAUGUUCUUAAUCUGUGAUAUCAAUGUAUGCUGCUACCUCAAGUUUAUUGUACAGUUACAUUAAGCAUCCACCCUGUAUUUAAAGAAGCUACUUCAGGAAUUCUACAGUAACACUUCCAUUGCACACAACUGUUUGAACUCUACUUGUUUGGAUUGGCACCGAUUAGAAUCUUGUUAUUCAUGAGGAAUAAAGUAUGGCCUGCUAAUUCCAUUAUCAGUGCAGAGUGGAUGCCACUGUGCAGGAAUAUGUAGUUAUCAUGAACUUUUAUCAGCAGAGGAUUCCUGAAAUAUCUAUCAUUCAUCACCAUUUUGGAGUCUUUAACCUGUACAAGGAGACAAUACCAUCCCACCUUCAAACUGUUACAAAACUCCAAGUUGAAUGAGUUCUUCUGGGGUUCUUUUAUGGCUUGUAUGGCUGGCUGCUCUGAGAUUUCAUGUCCUGAGAGUGAUUAAUGAUGAAGGUUAUACCACAAUCAAAACAAUCUGUUCCAAGAAAGAACAGAAAACAAAAAGGUUACUGAAAUCCAUAAAUUAGAAUUUGGUGUUAGCUUAUGGCAGUCUUCUUCCAAGUGGAGUAAACCUGUUGCCUUGUUGACUUCAUUACAUAUGGUUAGCACAGAUGGAGAGGAGCUGCGUACUCCAUGCAUGGAAGCAACCCUGCUUUGAUGAAUCAUUCGAGACAAGAAUAUAAGGAUGGGGACUCCUCGCCUGUCGCAAUGUGGCACAAAGGCAAGAGAAAGAAGAAGCAUCCGAUUCUGUGGUUUGUGGACCAGAGUUAGCUCUGAGAUAAUGGAGAAGAAAGGCCGCCUGCUUUCUUUUACUUGUCGCCGCUGAGUUCUUCUUCCACAUAGGUGAGAAAUCGUAAUGCAGAGAGACUGCUGCAAUUGUCUCAGCCACUUCUUCCCUGUGCUAGAAGAAACCAGCGCGAUUUACUGCAGAACAACUGCUGCUGGUGAUUAAAAGCAGUACCAGCAGCUCUCGCAAUCUGUGUUCUUAGGUUUCUCCUUGGAUUUUGCUCUGCUGGAAGGUAGCGUUCACGUGAAACCGGGCCGUGAAUCAUGGAGAAUAACCACUGUUCAUCUAUUACAGCAUUGCAGCAAGAAGUUAAAUGUUGCCAGCUUGAUUUUGGGGUGUUUUCUUCUGGGGUUUUGUCUGUUUAAUGGUCCAAAGAGCAUCAUUGAAUUGAAUUUAGACAGAUGAGUUCUAUGCUCUGAAUAAUUUCUUACUGGAAGUGUAAGAUUCCAGGAAUAAAACGCAGAACCAGAUAAGAAUGCGUGAGAUGCAGCAGUGAUGGAGUGAAUGAUGUUGUACCUUGUACAGGUAGAAUGAAGAGCAGUAAUGAGCCAGUGUAGGUAGGUCAAGCUUACUAUAGAACGAAGAACAGGUAGUUUCAUGGUAAGAACAUUAAUCUUAUUUUCCUCAAGAAGACAAAACUGUGGAAGAUUUUGUGGGAAUCAUGGAAAUAAUUGUCAUAAAAGGAGGAAAAAAACACACAUCUUCAGGGGAUUAUAGCAGAAAAAUGGAGGAUUUUUUCCUUUUUUUCUUCUUCUUAACCUCAUUGAAGUUUAGAAUUGAUUAUCAAGUUUUUCCAUCUAAAUUGAGAUCAGGCUUUUUUCUAAGUGCAAGCUCAAUCACUUUAUGUGUUCAUGCUUAUAUAAGCUCAUCAAAGCCAGUUCACUCAAGAACACACACACAGUCUCUCCCUCUCUCUCUCUCUCUCUCUCUCUCUCUCUCUCUCACUCUCUGUUUGUGUGCUGACUGUACUAUGGCUUCGUUGCUCUUCAAGGAAAAGAGAGGAGUCAACUUCUCCUGCGUCUCCCCCGCAUCGGCAGCGAUAUGCACGAGCAUAGAUCGGCGGUCGAUGGUUCAGCCGAGCACCGGCAGAACCAUCGAUCGGCACACGCCUCAUCUGAGAGAUCCGCGACGAGCUAAGGCUAGUGUCAACGCCAUGUCACAGACGCCCACAAAGCCAAAAACCUGCAACCAGAGGAACAAGAAGAGCUUGGAGAGAGCCAGUGAUACGCUCAGUACACCAGGCUCCACUCGCUACCUGCUUGAUGACGACUACGGUGAUGCCUACUUCAGCAAUGUGCUGCCGGAUGUGGAACCCCUUCCUCCGCUCAUGUCGCUCGAGCCACCCACUCUACGAGCGCUGAUGAGAGAAGAACCAGCUCGAUUGAGGCCAUCUGCUGCUGCCAGAACACAGGGCCAGGUGGUGGUCUUGCGGGUGUCUUUGCACUGCAAGGGCUGUGAAGGGAAGGUAAGGAAGCAUAUCUCCAAGAUGGAAGGGGUGACAUCAUUCGACAUCGACUUCGCGACGAAGAAGGUGACAGUCAUCGGAGACGUGACACCAGUGGGAGUUCUGAGCAGCAUCUCCAAGGUCAAGCAUGCGCAAUUCUGGCCAUCUCCACCACGCGCAUCGGAUUCCCUGUGACGAUCAUUGGCUGCUGCUCUCUGGAAGCUGUAAAAAACCUAUGUGAGGGUGUCUGUAAAAAGACGAGAACAUUUGCUGUAGUACUUCUCUCAUGUCUUGGAUGCUGCUGGGAUUGUCUGGGAAACAAACAAAUCAUCCGGUUAUCUCCUCAUCAUUUCGGUCAUAAUGGAUCCGAUCUCGGCCUUUCCUCUUGUUCUGUUUUCGGUCUCUCUCAUCACUGUCACUACUAUGCAUCUUUACAAGUGGACACUCUGUGAUCUCAAGCUUUAGA
Messenger RNA from Musa acuminata AAA Group (dessert banana), 4335 nucleotides. Its product is annotated as protein SODIUM POTASSIUM ROOT DEFECTIVE 2-like. NCBI's taxonomy places the organism in Eukaryota, Viridiplantae, Streptophyta, Magnoliopsida, Zingiberales, Musaceae. Bases 3087 to 4064 code for a protein of 325 amino acids. Gene Ontology annotation, molecular function: metal ion binding. The transcript is spliced from 5 exons. The record is from RefSeq and is a predicted model, not a curated record.